Leptopilina heterotoma is the source of this 3013-nucleotide messenger RNA. RefSeq lists its product as uncharacterized. Gene Ontology annotation, molecular function: zinc ion binding; nucleic acid binding. The record is from RefSeq and is a predicted model, not a curated record. The transcript is spliced from 2 exons. Bases 597 to 1934 code for a protein of 445 amino acids. NCBI's taxonomy places the organism in Eukaryota, Metazoa, Arthropoda, Insecta, Hymenoptera, Figitidae.
UCCGUCGGAAAAAGCCCCGAAUCAACAGGCCCAGUUAUCAUGGUAAUUAGAGAAAGCCAGUAUCGCCGGCUGACCUACUAGAAGUAACGAAAGUGGGUCGCGCGGCUGGCUACCGGAGAAAGUGAUAGAUGGCGGGGCCAGUACUAUUUUCGGAGAACGAGAAGAAGAAGAUGAACCAUGUGCGGAGAAAUGCCGAGACAACAGGUGUCUAAUACUUUCGCCGCCAUAAUGAUUUUGAUUUCCGCCGUGCAAUACUGUCGAAGUUUUCACCGAGUGAAUAAAAUCGUUUUCCUGUAGUGAAAUAACAAUUGAGUGUGUCGAACUUAGUGUAGAGUGGAGUAGUAUACUUCGAGUAAAAGGAGUAAUAAAAUUCAUAGUGUGAGACUUGUAAAUUGAGAGUGAAAUAAUAGUUUUUCUUUUGUGUCAACCUCCCUUUUUUCCCUUUGGAUUAAGCCGAACAUCCUUCGAGAAAACAACGCCGAAAAGCCGAGAGAAAGGAGGGAAACCAGGAAGCCGAAAAGGGAGUCAUCACCGUGGAUCGAAAGGAGAGCCGAAAGUGGAAAGGUCGUGCCGAAAGAGAGAAAGAGAGGAGAGUCAUGCCAUAUAUGCCGCAAGGAAGCCGUCGUUCCAGAGAAAGAGGUGGUCGAAAAUUGGAGGAACUGGGAAAGGAAAGCGCCAGGAUGGAGAGACGAGGACGUCCUCAAUCCAAACACCGCCCUUUCCCCGAAUUUGCCAUCGAAGGACAUCAAUUGGAAAGACCCUCAUACUUGUCGUUCCCAAUUACUGAGGAGGGAAAUCAAGAACCACUAAGGGCACAACAAAUCGUGGAAGAGGGUGAGCCGAGAGAGGAAAUUAGACCGAGGAGAGCCGAAGCAGAAAGCGAAGAAGGAGCAGUAGGAGGCCUACUCGAACCAAUAACCAUGUCGAGUGACUGGGCCGAUUUGAGCGCCCUAGAAAAAGCCACUGAGAAACCAAUAAAAGGGUGUAGACCAGAUGGCGCAGAGAUAGUGGUGCCUUAUCGCUGGCCAGCCGAUAGACGACCAGGUGAAAGCAACGAGGAGUAUGAGAGCCGGUUGGCUGAGUUUGAAUUAGACCGUUUCCUACGUCUCCAAGAGCCACUAACGUCUGUGUCGUUGGAAAGAAUGCGGGCCAGUCAACGAAGAGCCAUUGAAGAACGAAAGCGCCCGGUGCUCCGAAAGGAAGACAUGGAGAGUGGGGAGCCUGUGCAGAGGGCACAACGAUCACACUCGCCCCAUCCUGGACCACCGGUCAGGCGCGUCGAGGAGACCGGCGCAAGGCGCAAGGAGCCCAGAAGAGAAAGACGUGGAGAAAAUAGUCAAGAAGACACCAGUGGUUGGAAACCGAGGAAAAACGGGGUCAUCUUUAGUGGUCUGAAGGAGAUCCCAACAAUCGAAGGUUUAGACCCACCCCCCUAUUGUUGCUUUAACUGCUGGAGGCGAGGACAUAGGGCGGCGGAUUGCAAAUACCCUAUUCUUCAUAUCUAUUGCCGAAACUGUGGACGUCGAAACACCGAAAUGACGGACUGCCCAAGAUGCGCGGAAGCAUACUGCCGUUUUAAGGGUAUCCCCUAUUACGUGGAAGAAGAUGUAGAGGAUAUUGGGACCGAUGAGCCAGAAGGAGAAGACAUCGAGUCAACAAACGAGGCCAACAUGCCGAACGAGGAUGACAAACUGGUGGAAGGAGACACCCAAGAACCAGUAAUGGAGGAAAAGGGACUGUUAGAGCCAAAGGAGGGCAAUGAACCAGAAGGCCCAAAGUCUCAGUCAACGAGUGUGGAAGAAAAGGAAGACGAGGACCUAGUGGAGAAAAUCAUGGCCAUCACAAAGGCUCUAGCCGGUCUCCCAGCGUCAACGGUCGACUUGGCCAUUAGACAAUUGUUGGAGGAGAGGAAGGCAAAGAAAAAGAAAGAAUAGGAAAGCAAAUAGAGCCGAACGAGAAAGGAGGAGAGCCGAACGAGAAAGAAAUAGAGCCGAACGAGAAAGGAGGAGAGCCGAACAAGAAAGAAAUAGAGCCGAACGAGAAAGGAGGAGAGCCGAACGAGAAAAGAGGAGAGCCGAACGAGAAAGGAGAAGAGCCGAACGAGAAAGGAGGAGAGCCGAAUGAGAAAGGAGUAGAGCCGAACGAGAGAGGAGGAGAGCCGAAUAAGAAAAGAGAAGAGCCGAACAAACUAGAAAAGCCAGUUUUCAGGAUCAUCAGAUGAUGACAGUCCUAUAUAAAAUAGUACCGGUCAUGGGGAGGGGAUUGUGACGAAGUGAAUUUUCGAUCUUGUCAUUUAAUUGCCGAAAAUUCUGAAUCGUCACGCCAUCCGUCGGAAAAAGCCCCGAAUCAACAGGCCCAGUUAUCAUGGUAAUUAGAGAAAGCCAGUAUCGCCGGCUGACCUACUAGAAGUAACGAAAGUGGGUCGCGCGGCUGGCUACCGGAGAAAGUGAUAGAUGGCGGGGCCAGUACUAUUUUCGGAGAACGAGAAGAAGAAGAUGAACCAUGUGCGGAGAAAUGCCGAGACAACAGGUGUCUAAUACUUUCGCCGCCAUAAUGAUUUUGAUUUCCGCCGUGCAAUACUGUCGAAGUUUUCACCGAGUGAAUAAAAUCGUUUUCCUGUAGUGAAAUAACAAUUGAGUGUGUCGAACUUAGUGUAGAGUGGAGUAGUAUACUUCGAGUAAAAGGAGUAAUAAAAUUCAUAGUGUGAGACUUGUAAAUUGAGAGUGAAAUAAUAGUUUUUCUUUUGUGUCAACCUCCCUUUUUUCCCUUUGGAUUAAGCCGAACAUCCUUCGAGAAAACAACGCCGAAAAGCCGAGAGAAAGGAGGGAAACCAGGAAGCCGAAAAGGGAGUCAUCACCGUGGGUGAGUCGUUUUGCCGAUAUUGUGCCAGUCGUGUCUCGUCGUUGGCAUUUUCUGCUUGCCAAUCAUUCGAGCAGAAUUCCCUCUGAGUGAGAGAGUAAACUCAGAGGAGUUAAAUUUGUUGUUAGUCGAGCCGAGUAAAAGUUUAUUAAUU